AUGAGCAAUCAUACAGAGCUGACUGAGUUCAUUCUGCUGGGAAUACCUGAGACACAGGGAGCAGAGACUUUGCUUUUUGUCAUUUUCUUAUUCAUAUACUUCAUCACCCUGCUUGGCAAUUUACUCAUCCUCAUUGCAGUUGUUUCUUCCCCUACCCUUCACACCCCCAUGUAUUUCUUCUUGGGAAUCCUCUCUACUUUUGACAUGCUGUUCCCAUCUGUCACCUGCCCCAAGAUGCUGUUCUAUCUCUCUGGCCAGAGCCACGCCAUUUCUUAUCACGGAUGUGCCGCCCAGCUCUUCUUCUACCAUUUCUUAGGUUGUACUGAAAAUUUCUUGUUUUGUGUGAUGGCUUAUGACCGCUUUGUUGCCAUCUGCCACCCACUGAGGUAUAAUCUCAUCAUGAGAUCUGGAGUCUGUGUUGGUUUGGUCCUGGGAAUCUGGUGGUUGGGUUGUCUUCAUGCCAGCAUCCUGACUUCCUUAACCUUUAAGUUGAGUUACUGUGGCUCCAAUCAGGUCGACUACUUCUUCUGUGACAUUCCUGCUGUCUUACCCCUGGCCUGUGAUGACAGCUCCCUGGCCCAGACCGUGGGUUCCACUAAUGUUGGCUUUCUGGCCUUAAUGCUUUGGUCCAUUCUUUGUGUCUCUUACACACGCAUUGGGAUUGCCAUUUUGAGAAUCCGUUCAACAGAGGGCAGGAAGAAAGCUUUCUCUACCUGCAGUGCCCACCUGGCUGCAGUCCUCUGUGCCCUAGUACCUGUAAUCAUCAUCUACCUGGAGCCCAAACCCAAACCAUUCACUGAUGCUGUAGUGCAGAUAUUAAAUAAUAUUGUCUCACCCAUGCUGAACUCAUUAAUCUAUUCUUUAAGAAACAAGGAAGUGAAAAGGUCUCUGAAAAGAGUGUUCCACAGAACAGUACUUACUUCUCUGGAAUAA
This is a messenger RNA of Talpa occidentalis (Iberian mole), 933 nucleotides long. Its product is annotated as olfactory receptor 148-like. Gene Ontology annotation, biological process: G protein-coupled receptor signaling pathway. Gene Ontology annotation, cellular component: membrane. Bases 1 to 933 code for a protein of 310 amino acids. The transcript has a single exon. Lineage: Eukaryota; Metazoa; Chordata; Mammalia; Eulipotyphla; Talpidae. The record is from RefSeq and is a predicted model, not a curated record. Gene Ontology annotation, molecular function: olfactory receptor activity; G protein-coupled receptor activity.